GAAAUCUUCGACGGUUCACUAGUCGUUUGAAUAAAAUUUUUUUUAGUUUUUUUCUACCGCUCAGUAAAAAAUGAACAUAAAAAUAAACAAUAACGUGUGGCAAAAAAUUUUGAUGUACGUGCCGGCACUAAAAUUACUAAAAAUCCGUGAGGUCAGUAAGGAAUUGAAUGAUCAAGUUGAAACAGUUAUUAAAAAUUACGAUAUUUGGAAAAUGAUUUGCUCGGAUGACAAAAUCGCGCCGUGGGUACAUAAAAUAGUAGAAUUAAUUGGCGCGUAUCAAUUGAUACCAUCAAUUGAAGAAAUAGAAGCCGACAUGUGGAAAAAAAUAUUUUAUUCAUUCAAAAAAUGGCGGUUUUGUGUCAAUUAUAAUUAUGAGAUAGGGGAAUUUUUGAUUAUUGAAUCGAGUGAUGAAAGAAUCGUUUCCUGUGAUGUUUAUGGUCAUCAUUUAGCUAUAGGUACUUCUCUGGGAAAAGUGAAUAUCUUUCAUAUAACAUCAGAUGAACUCGAACUGAUAUCUGAUUUCAGACAUUAUCCGAUAGCAAUAAAAGACCUGGAAUUUUGGCACACAGGUGAUUCAUUACUUCUUGUAAUUAUUCAUGAUAAUAAUAAUGCAAUUUUUUGGAACGUUGAUAAAAAUGAUCAAUUUUUUUUAUCCGAUUCAACAAAUUCAAAAUUUUCUAUGGUCAGACGAGGAACCAGGCACCAGAUUAUUUUAAAUGACUCAAAUAAAUUUCAAAGAUCAAAAACGGAAGGUGAUAAGACAUUAUCAAGAGUGUUUAGAAUUAAUGUACUCGACGAAGAAAACAAUUCGCUUUCUGUUGAAGAUUUCUGUGACGCAAAUAAUCAAAUAACAAUUCUCGCAUUAUCUGGAGAUAAAAUAAUUAUAGAGACAUUCCCUGGAAACAGUAAACAAGAAUUUUAUUUAAAAAAAAAACUAGAUACAAGUCAAGUGAUAAAAUACAUACCGAUAACAAAUUUAGUGUUCGUUAUUGACGACACAAUUUUGUAUACAUCAACAAUAAAUGACUCAAACCAAUGGGAAACUAAGGAGCACAUUUUAACAGAGUCAUUUAAAAAAAAAAUAUCGUCCAUUGUAAUGCACUCAAAUGUAAUUUUCUUCGGUACAAAAAACGGAAAAAUUUAUAUCUUCUCAACACUCAGUAUCCAACAGUUACAGAAAUGUCAAUUAUGUUACUUGCCCUACAAAAAAUUAAACAUCGACAGUAAUCCGAUAAUAAAAUUAAACAUAACAGAAAUAAACGAUAAAAUUUUAAUUGUCGCAGUUACCGCGACCAAAAUAUUUACAAUUGAUUGGCAUAAUUAAUUAAUUAAAAGAAAAAUAAUUUGAAAUUUCCAAUAAAAAAAAAAAAAAAAAAAAAAAAGUAGUAAUUAUUUGUCAGUUGUCUGGUGUCUGGUCUUGCUGAUGCUUAAGAAAAAAAUUAAAAGAUAGCGCGUGCCCCGAGUCGCCAGUGGAUCAGCAGAUGAGGAAAUUAAUCGAUCGCGGGGAAUUUUUUUUUUUUUUUUGGUGGUGGUUAAUGUUUUAUGUAGUUUGAGUGCGUGAGAAUGUGAGAAUACUCGUCGAUAAGUGUAUGUAUUUAUGUAGGGGGAAGGGGGAGGAGAAGGAUAUGUGAAGAAAUGGAAGAGUUAAUAAAAGAAGAGAAUGAAGAAAAGGGACGAUCGACCACCGGUGAGACCACCGGUGAUGCUUUUGGGAGAUGCUACUUGAUUUACUUUGUUUUUAAACUUACCUGUACUUUAUAUACACCAAUAAUUUAUAUAUAUAUAUUUAUUAGGGUGUAUUGAGUACGAGUCAAUGUGACUUUUUUUAUUGUGAUGCCAAGAUUUUUAUAAUUUUUUUAGUGGUGUGCAAAGAUGUGGUCACUAGACUUUUAAAUUUAGAGGUGUUCCAUGUAAUUUAAAAAUUUUUAGAAUAUUUUAGGCCAUAGAUCGUUAAUUAAUGAUUUUAAUUACAUAG
Microplitis mediator is the source of this 1975-nucleotide messenger RNA. RefSeq lists its product as uncharacterized. Lineage: Eukaryota; Metazoa; Arthropoda; Insecta; Hymenoptera; Braconidae. The transcript has 7 exons. The record is from RefSeq and is a predicted model, not a curated record. Gene Ontology annotation, molecular function: protein binding. Bases 71 to 1324 code for a protein of 417 amino acids.